GCAGACUGAAUAAUAAAAGGGGAGCGGCGAAGAGGCAGGAAGACAGGACCAUGUCGAAGGGCCCCGGGCCCGGCGGCUCCGCAGCUUCCUCGGCGCCCCCGGCCGCUACCGCUCAGGUGCUGCAGGCACAGCCCGAGAAACCGCAGCACUACACGUACCUGAAGGAGUUCCGCACGGAGCAGUGCCCGCUCUUCGUGCAGCACAAAUGCACACAGCACCGGCCCUACACCUGCUUCCACUGGCACUUCGUCAACCAGCGCCGGCGCCGCUCCGUGCGCCGCCGGGACGGCACCUUCAACUACAGCCCCGACGUCUACUGCACCAAGUACGACGAGGCCGCGGGGCUCUGCCCGGAGGGCGACGAGUGCCCGUUCCUGCACAGGACCACGGGGGACACUGAGCGUCGCUAUCACCUGCGCUACUACAAGACGGGGAUCUGCAUCCACGAGACGGACUCCAAGGGCAACUGCACCAAGAACGGGCUGCACUGUGCCUUUGCGCACGGGCCCCAUGACCUGCGCUCCCCGGUCUACGACAUCAGGGAGCUGCAGGCCAUGGAGGCUUUGCAGAACGGCCAGAGCACGGUGGAGAGCAGCCUGGAGGGCCAGUCUGCCAGUGCCGCCAGCCACGCCAUGAUAGAGAAGAUCCUCAGUGAGGAGCCGCGGUGGCAAGAGACGGCGUACGUGCUGGGCAACUAUAAAACGGAGCCGUGCAGGAAGCCGCCGCGGCUGUGCCGCCAGGGCUACGCCUGCCCCUACUACCACAACAGCAAGGACCGGCGGCGCGGGCCCCGCAAGCACAAGUACAGGUCGUCUCCAUGCCCGAACGUGAAGCACGGGGACGAGUGGGGGGACCCCAGCAAGUGUGAGAACGGUGACGCCUGCCAGUCCUGUCACACGCGAACGGAGCAGCAGUUCCACCCCGAGAUCUACAAAUCCACCAAGUGCAACGACAUGCAGCAGUCAGGCAGCUGUCCCCGCGGGCCCUUCUGCGCCUUCGCCCACAUAGAACAGCCCCCCCUCAGUGAUGAGCUGCCGCCUUCCUCCGCCGUGUCCAGCCCCACCCAGCCUGGCCCUGUCCUCUACAUGCCCUCCGCCGCCGGUGACUCUGUGCCCGUGAGCCCCUCCAGCCCACACGCCCCUGACCUUAGUGCUCUCCUCUGUAGAAACAGCGGCCUGGGCAGCCCAUCCACGUUGUGUGGGUCCCCCCCGGGCUCCAUGAGGAAACCCCCCAACCUGGAAGGGAUUGUCUUCCCCGGGGAACCCGGCCUUGCCCCCGGCAGCUACAAGAAGGCGCCUGGCUUCGAGAGGGAGGACCAGGUGGGAGCCGAGUACCUGAAAAAUUUCAAAUGCCAGGCCAAAUUAAAACCCCACUCCUUAGAGGCCCGGAGCCAAGAGCAGCCUCUGCUCCAGCCCAAACAGGACGUGCUGGGCAUCCUCCCCGCGGGCAGCCCCCUGACCUCAAGCAUCUCUUCUAGCAUCACGUCCAGCCUGGCUGCCACGCCCCCCAGCCCCGCAGGCCCCAGCAGCGCCCCCGGCAUGAACGCCAACGCUUUGCCCUUCUACCCCACCAGUGACACGGUCGAGUCAGUCAUAGAGUCGGCCCUGGAUGACCUGGACCUGAACGAAUUUGGGGUGGCUGCCCUAGAGAAGACCUUCGACAGCAGCUCCGCACCCCACCCAGGCAGCGUCACGCUUGGAGGCAGCCUGCUGCAGAGCUCGGCGCCCGUCAACAUCCCCGGGUCCUUGGGCAGCUCCGCGUCCUUCCACUCAGCGUCCCCGUCCCCGCCCGUCAGCCUCCCUUCACACUUCCUGCAGCAGCCCCAGGGCCACCUGAGCCAGGCAGAGAACACCUUUCUGGGCACCUCUGCGUCCCGUGGCUCUCUGGGUCUGAAUGGCAUGAACAGCAGCAUCUGGGAGCACUUUGCCUCUGGAAGCUUCUCCCCGGGCACUUCCCCCGCCUUCCUGUCAGGGCCCGGGGCUGCCGAGCUGGCGCGUCUGAGGCAGGAGCUGGAGGACGCCAACGGCACCAUCAAGCAGUGGGAGGAGUCGUGGAAGCAGGCCAAGCAGGCGUGUGACGCGUGGAAGAAGGAGGCCGAGGAGGCGGGGGAGCGGGCCAGCGCAGCAGGCGCCGAGUGUGAGCUGGCCCGGGAGCAGCGGGACGCGCUGGAGGCGCAGGUGAAGCAGCUGCAGGAGGAGCUGGAGCGGUUGCAUGCGGCUGACCCGCACGCCCUGCCUGCCUUCUCCGACCUCGAGGCACUCUCGCUGUCCACCCUGUACUCCCUGCAGAAGCAGCUUCGCGCCCACCUGGAGCAGGUGGACAAGGCCGUGUUCCACAUGCAGUCGGUGAAAUGCCUCCAGUGCCAGGAGCAGAACCGGGCCGUGCUGCCGUGCCAACACGCUGUGCUGUGCGAGCUCUGUGCUGAGGGCAGCGAGUGCCCGGUCUGCCAGCCGGGCCGGGCCCACACCCUCCAGUCGUGACCCUGCAGCCCGGCGCCGGCCCAGCCCGGCCCCACUAGGACUUUUUAAAGUAUCUAUAUAUAUGUAUGUAUGUAUGUAUGUAUGUAUAUGUACAUGACUCUGUAUACAUCUGUGUGCGUGCAGCCGCGCGCGGCCAGUGUGGGAACAGUGUCUGUGUCUGUCUCUGCCGCGGUGC
This is a messenger RNA of Sorex fumeus (smoky shrew), 2655 nucleotides long. RefSeq names its product unk zinc finger (gene UNK). The record is from RefSeq and is a predicted model, not a curated record. Gene Ontology annotation, biological process: cell morphogenesis involved in neuron differentiation. Lineage: Eukaryota; Metazoa; Chordata; Mammalia; Eulipotyphla; Soricidae. The coding region runs from base 51 to 2480 and encodes 809 amino acids. The transcript has 16 exons. Gene Ontology annotation, molecular function: mRNA CDS binding; metal ion binding.